Apis cerana (Asiatic honeybee) is the source of this 5957-nucleotide messenger RNA. RefSeq names its product cytochrome P450 family 24 subfamily A member shade (gene shd). Gene Ontology annotation, molecular function: oxidoreductase activity, acting on paired donors, with incorporation or reduction of molecular oxygen; iron ion binding; heme binding. NCBI's taxonomy places the organism in Eukaryota, Metazoa, Arthropoda, Insecta, Hymenoptera, Apidae. The record is from RefSeq and is a predicted model, not a curated record.
UCUUGAUUCUUAUUUUUUUUUCAAUUAUAUUUAUUUAUUUAGGGUGAAUUAGCUGCAGAGUACAUAUUGGAACACAGUUCGCACGUAUCCAUCGAUCCAGACGGUUUCAAGAAUGCAAUCAAAAAUAUUGUAAACACGCAUCUUCAAAGUAGAACCAAUGUGAAUUUUUAAAAAAUUUUUAAAAAAUACUUAUACACAAGGCGCAUGAAAUAAUGGUCGCAAUUGAAGAAGACUCCUUGAAGGACCACUUAAAAAUAUUACAGGUGAACGUAAGUACCGUUGUGUCUGAAUUGUUUUCUGCGAUGGUUCGGCAUCGAGUUAAGCAAGAUGGAACCUUCAUCAACGUGAUUCUCAGUAUGGUAGUAAUUGAAGGCCUUGGUCGAAGUCUGGAUCCGAAUAUCGAUAUCUUCACAGAAGUUAUACCGUUUAUUUUUACAAAUACAACAUUGUGCCAUGAUUAAAUUAUGAAAUAUCGUUUGAAAUAUACAGCAAAACGCGCAUUAAUUGGAGAAAAGCAUUUAAAGGAAAUUUUAGAAAAAUUCUUUGCUAUCAAAAUAUAUAUAGCUUUUUAUCUUGUAAAUUUUUUUUUUUUUAAAAACUAUUUACCAUAUAAAACAGCAGUUGCGAAAAGUGAAGGUAUGAAAAAAAAAAUUGUUUUAUUAUUGUUAAUUUGUUGAAUAUGUGCGGCAAUCUUCAUCACUGAAUAAGGUAUCGCACGAGAAAGUCCCGUUUUAAUGACAAGUCAUUAUACGAGUCCUGAGAAGGAUUCCAAUUUUAAAACAGGCCAGUUACCCAUGAUCACUUCCUGGUUGGUCGACCAUCCUCGCUUCAACGAUAUAGCUUCCAUAUAUGUGAAAGAAUCGUGACAAGGUAUCGCGCCAUCUGCCGAACAUAUCGUGCUGGCUAUAAGUUGAAAUCCCCACCAAAGUUACUCCCUCCGUCGAAGAUGCCGGGGAUCGGACCGUUGUAUUGGACCAGCAAAAGGAACGGUGAAGCGUGGAAACGGACUACGAAGCACAUAAGAAGUGCUCUCGCAAUCAGAGUGUGCAGUGUGAAGAUGAAUAAACUUUUGCUCUUUCUAAUCUGAUUAAUUCAAUUUUGAUAGAACAAAAAUCGAAGAAAAUAAAAUAUUAUUCAUAUAACGAAAAUUAUUUCAAUUCGUGUGUAAAAUUAUAAAAUAAUUGAUGACAAAUUCUAUACUUGUUAACAUUUAAACAGCAUAUCAAAUACCGACAAUUAAUGCUCGUGAUUCGUCCUAUUUAAAUUUAUUUCAAUUCUAUUCCGUUUCAAUUGGUAUACGUAAUAUGUAUACAUAUAUACAUGUAUGUGUAUAUAUAUAUGUGUGUGUAUAUAUAUACAUGUAUAUAUAUUAUGUGUGUAUCGUUCAAAACUAGUAAUAACCGUAUAUAUAAACGUGAUUACUGAUCAUGUUUUAUUGGAUUCUUUCAACCCCUCCUUAUUCUCGUUUAUUUAUUAGUUUCAUUUAUAUUACUUCUCUUCAUUCGACGUGAACUUGACGAUUAAUUCUUGUUCCCCCACUUAUCAAAGAGAAUCUUUAAGAAUUACGAUUAAAUUUAUUUUCUUUUUUUAUUAUAGAAUUAUGGAAUUGUUCAUUGAUAUGAUAAAUUAUCAAUAUUGUCAUGAUUAACGGUUGAUUUUACCACUGCUACUCGUAUAAUAAUAUAUAUCAUAGCCUAUCAUCAUCAUCAUCAUCACGAUUACCAUUAUCAUCAUCAUUAUCAUCAUCACCAUCACUACCAUCUGUACCAUCACCACCACCACCACAACUACUAUUACCACCACCAUCACUACUACUGCUACUGCCACCAUUACAAUCAUCUUGACGACGACACAACGAUGUUUGGUAUCUCUUUUUAACUGUACUUCAGACCACGCGCACCCUUCGUAAGUAUAAGAACGUCUCGUUUUUAUCUACCGGUUGAUCGCUACCUGUGAUAUGAAUACGCGAAUUUAAAUAAAUCCAUCGAAUUUCCGGCUAUAUGCAGUUCAUCGAAAUGAAUGUCCAUGAAUGUUAAUGACAGUGAAAAUACGUCCUUUUGUUUCAAAUUUAUGUGAACGAAAAUAAUCUAAAAGAAAAGUAGUAUGCAUACUUGGAAUAAAUAACGUGGGCCAUGUGAACUUGUGAUUCUAGUGAUAAUUAAUUAACAUUUAUAUCGCGGGAAUGUCUAGUUCAAUUAUGACGAAUCAAAACAUUUACGUUUCUUUAAAUCUAUAAUCGUUAUUUAAAGCGAUAAAAUUAAUUUAUCAUAUAAAUUUUAUUCUAAUAAAUUUCUUAUUUUAUUAAUUUUAUCGAAUCGUUGAAUUUAAUUUUCGAUAAAAUAGUCGACGUGUAGGAACGGAUUAUAUCGAUCUAUAUUCGUGUUAUGCAAGAUAAUAAUAAAAAAAUAUUGAACCAGAUUGAAUCAUCCUAAUCUAUCGUAAGUUUCAAAAUUUAUCUCUUCGUUAAAAAGAGAAAGAAAAGAAACGUAUACAGAUAUGUAUAUGUAUUUUGAUAUUUCGAUUCCAAAUUAAAUUUAAUCAUAAUAAUAAUAAAGAUUAAAGUUAUUAUAGAUAAACUUAUUCAUUCGAGAGUUUUCAAACGUAAAUAUUCAUUUGACCGACAUAUAGGUCACGCUAAUGAGAUAAUAAUGUAUUCAAUUUUCUCAACUUACUUUUGUUACGCGUAUCAAAAAAGAAAACAAAAGAUUUGAAGUAAUGUUUCUUUUUGAUUCGUUGUGCGAUAUUUCAUAACCGAUGGAAUCAUUUUUCCGUGGAAUCAUUCCGAACAAUUGUUUAGACAUUAACCGUGAUGUCGUUAACAAAAAAAAAUAAACACGAAAGCCCUUACAUAAAUAACGUUUAAUGAUCAGAAUUAAAGUAUAAUUUAUUAUAUAUCGCAAAAUACUAUAAUUUUCAGUAAAAUUUAAACGUCUCAUCGUCUUAUAAUAAGUUAAUAGAAUAUCGAUAUUUCGACGAUCGAUCGACGAUUAAAUCAAAAUAAUUUUCGUUUGACGUUUGAACGAUGAUAUGCGAGAGAGAUAUCUUAUAACGAAUUUCGAGUUCGAAUGUUGGAACGAUAUAUCAAAUUAACGAAAAAUAUUUAUAUUCGAAGAACUUGAUCGCGUCGAGUUACGUAUUUCGGAUAAAGGAUCAUAAUCGUUAGACGAGACACGUAUACAAGCCGAAAAGAAUCGGCACGUAUGUAUUGUAAAUACUAUAUCGCGAUGAGGGACGUGUGUUUAGUCAUUUUCUCUUCGAUCCGUGUAACAGCUUCGAGAUUAGCGAGUCAAAGAGAGAGCAGGGUCAUCGCGACGAUACGCGUUAUCAAGCUACUGCAAAUAGAAGAAACCGGCGAUCCGUAAAUAACACUGGGACAGUCAACUUCGAAUGGACUCGGAGGAGCAGUGGUGCGUCAUUUUUUCGCCAACGGCUAGUUGGAUUUAUCGCGAUCCGCGCUCCUUCCGCGAGCAGUAAUAACACGCGCUUUACUUCUACAUACUAUAGAUCGAAGCAUAACAAGCUUUCUCUCUAUCAGGUCCCUGCUUCGCGAUCGUUCUCCAUAGACCGGUCGAACGAAUCCCCUACCUAUCUUGGAUCUAAGAGUUUUACGUCGAUUCUCGACUACUUGUUCCUCGUAUAUUACGAGACGCGGUUUGAUCGUCGGAAUAUUUGUGGAUAUUCGCGCGUGAAAUAGAGUUACAAGAGAUAUACGUACGAUAUAAUAUAUUACAUCGGUAUGCUCGCUUUUCAUAUAAUCUGUUUAUCAUUGUUCAGAUAAGAAACGUCUGCGAAAUAAUAAUAAUUAUUUGUCGAGUCGAGACAAAGUUUGGAGAAUUUUAGUAUACGCGAUGUAUACUUGUUUGUUUUUAAAGAUCGAUAUCGUAAAGAUAAAAGGAUUUCGGCCUCCCCGUUAAAUCGAAUCGUAGAAAGAGAUAUUCAUAAGCGGAGAAUUUUUGCCCUAUUUUCAUAGGAGUUUUGAGAUGUUACUCUCGAGUGCUUGGUUCGAAGUAAUCGCGGCAGUUCUUUUGACGAUAUUGAUCUUCGUUACUAGCCAUCGGCCAGCAUGGUGGUUUUGGACAGCUACGUCUCACGAAGCUAGCGCGCCAGUCGAGGGGAAGUUCGGAACGGUAUCCAACGUUCCAGGGCCGUUUUCUUUACCGAUUUUUGGAACGAGAUGGAUAUUCUCUUGCAUUGGUUACUAUAAAUUGAACAAGAUUCACGAUGCUUACAAAGAUUUGAACCAACGAUAUGGCGCGUUGUGUAAAGAGGAAGCAUUAUGGAAUUUUCCAAUGAUCUCUGUCUUCUCCCGUCAGGAUAUCGAGACUAUCAUCCGCCGUAACUCCAGGUAUCCGCUUCGCCCCCCGCAAGAGGUGAUAUCUCAUUAUCGGCGGACACGCCGGGAUCGUUACACGAAUCUCGGUUUGGUAAACGAACAAGGAAAAACGUGGCACGAUCUUCGGGUAGCUCUCACGUCGGAAUUAACGGCUGCCAGUACCGUGCUUGGCUUUUUCCCGGCCCUGAAUAUCGUCGCAGAUUCGUUCAUCGAGUUGAUCCGCCGUCAACGGGUCGGAUACAAAGUGACAGGUUUCGAAGAGCUUGCCUAUAAAAUGGGAUUGGAAAGUACCUGCACUUUGAUCCUCGGUCGACAUCUCGGUUUCUUGAAACCAGACUCGAGCAGCGGGCUUGCGACGCGACUGGCGGAAGCUGUCAGGAUACACUUCACCGCCUCGCGGGAUGCCUUUUACGGAUUGCCGCUUUGGAAAUUGUUACCAACCUGUGCGUACAAACAGCUGAUAGAGAGCGAGGACACUAUAUACAAUAUCAUUUCGGAGAUCGUCGAAACCACUAUACUGGAGAAACGGGACGAUGCCAAAGACGAGUCGGUCGAGGCCAUUUUCCAAUCCAUCCUGAGACAGAAGAAUCUCGAUAUACGGGACAAGAAAGCAGCCAUUGUCGAUUUCAUAGCGGCUGGUAUACACACGCUCGGAAACACUUUGGUAUUCCUGUUCGAUUUGAUCGGGCGUAAUCCAGCCGUACAAACCAAACUUUACGAGGAGACUUACGCGCUGGCACCGGCCGGUUGCGACUUGACCAUCGACAAUUUACGCAGGGCCAAGUAUUUGCGCGCGUGCAUCACCGAAUCCCUACGAUUGAUUCCAACGACAACCUGCAUCGCACGCAUCUUGGACGAGCCUAUCGAACUUAGCGGUUAUCGCUUGACCGCGGGAACCGUAGUCCUUUUACACACUUGGAUAGCAGGUUUGAACGAGGAGAAUUUCAAAGACGCCAAAAAAUAUUUGCCCGAGAGGUGGACGACACCUACCAGUCCCCACUCGCCGUUAUUAGUCGCACCUUUCGGAGCUGGGAGGAGAAUAUGUCCGGGCAAACGAUUCGUCGAUCUCGCGUUGCAGCUUAUCUUGGCAAAGGUUAUACGGGAAUUCGAGAUCGUCGUGGAGGAAGAGCUCGAUUUGCAAUUUGAAUUUAUUCUCGCGCCAAAAGGCCCGGUCUCCCUUGGCUUCCGUGAUCGUUCUUGAAAUCGUUAUCGAAAUCGAAUUUAGCUUUAUCUCGUUACCUAAUGUUAUUUUAUACUCGUAAAUAAUAACAAUUCACUCGUUGUAAAUUUUGUUCAAGACGUGUUCGAUCGUGCGUUCGUAAUAUUUAAAUUUUUUUUUUUUUUACAAUGUUUUUCCAUAUAACGUGCGUUGUUGGACAAGAAUAACACGAUCUCGAAUAUUAUAGAUGCUAGAAUAUUAUAGACGCGUUGGAUCAUGCAUUUAUUAUUUAUCCGUGUUAUAUCGAAUAAUAUGUAGUAAGUAGAAGGAAGAAAAUGUGUAGAUAAUAUAUCGAAGAUCGAAUAAGAUCGAGGCGCAAUUUUUUAUAUUCGUUUUGAUGAUACUCGUUGUACGACCGACGAUACGGUUGAUUUGUUACUGGCAUAAAUUACUUUUCCAUGAAAA